Messenger RNA from Symbiodinium natans, 840 nucleotides. Lineage: Eukaryota; Dinophyceae; Suessiales; Symbiodiniaceae. The record is from the annotation of a GenBank genome assembly.
AUGGGCAUUGUUCCGCCAGAUGACAUCCGGCGAAGGAUCAGAUUGACGCGCGGCAUGCUGGAGAGAGACAUCUUGGCCUACCUUGGCGACACGGUCUGGGAGUAUCUGGUUCUUCGGCAUCAGUAUCAGCAGGUGGUACGGAGUCCAUUUACAGAGAGUCAGGAGGUACGUACGAUCCGACAGGGUAGAGCUGCUGUCAUGCUUCAUCGAAGUGGGAUUCUUAGUGGUCGGGAACGUGAAGUACUUCUCGAAGGUGCUCAGAAGGUAUGGCUCCAAAAGGUGAGGUGGAAUUUUGAAGGCAUCCGGCAAGUCGGUAUCAACAUGUACUGCUGUGCGCUGGGUCUCCGGACUCUUCUGGGCUACGCCUACAUGGAUGCAGCGUCUUCGGACAAAGACUUGACGAGAAUCAUCACUGAGAUUGGACUUCUGCAGAAGCCCGGGAUUGAAGACCAAAUGCUGUCAGAAAUCACAGCAGGAGUCUUCGACCCUUCCCUGCGUCCUCCUGGCGACUACUUCUUGGCGCUGGCUCCGCUGGGUCAUGCGGCACUUCGCCUUUACGUUAGUCGUUACCUCUGUGAGAGGCCACUGGUGGCAAGCGAGUUCAUUUACCGUGUCAAGCUUGCGCUUCGACAAGACGAGCUGGAUGCAGCGUCAAUUGCCUUCCUUCGUGACAGUGCUACUGCAGAAGAGGCGAGAUUGAUGCAGGGGGCUCGAGAGAAGGGUGACAGCUACGCCUUUGCCUUUGAGUGCUUACUCGGCCACCUUGCGCUGAAGCUGCCGUACCGCCUGCAUCAAAUCGUAUCUGAGUUCGGCUGGGCACAACCGCUGGAAGGGACUUAG